Oreochromis niloticus (Nile tilapia) is the source of this 1408-nucleotide messenger RNA. It is a transcript of the gene rpa2, whose product is annotated as replication protein A2. The record is from RefSeq and is a predicted model, not a curated record. Gene Ontology annotation, biological process: DNA replication; double-strand break repair via homologous recombination; nucleotide-excision repair. Gene Ontology annotation, molecular function: single-stranded DNA binding. Bases 148 to 984 code for a protein of 278 amino acids. The transcript is spliced from 9 exons. Gene Ontology annotation, cellular component: site of double-strand break; nucleus; chromosome, telomeric region. Lineage: Eukaryota; Metazoa; Chordata; Actinopteri; Cichliformes; Cichlidae.
GCUGUGCGCCUGCGCUGUACAUUGAAGCUUGCGCGCGGGAUUAAACGAGGAAGAGGAUCACAGAAAUACGUUUGGCUACAGAUAUUACUGCACGGUGUAAAUAACAUUUUACGCCUUACUUUAAUAAGUUAUACAAACAGCGGAAGCAUGUGGAAUCAGGGAGGGUACAGUGAAUCCAGUAUGGCUGGGGGCUACACUCAGUCUCCAGGAGGAUUUGCAUCACCUGCCUUAUCCCAGGGGGGAGAGAAAAAGGGGAGAACACGUGCCAACCAAAUAAUCCCCUGCACAGUGUCUCAGCUAAUGUCUGCUUCCCAAGCCGAUGAGUCAUUCAGAGUAGGAGAUGUGGAUGUUGCCCAGGUCACCAUUGUGGGGGUCAUCAGAAGCACAGAUAAAUCCAUGACCAACAUCCAGUACAAGGUUGAUGACAUGACAGGUGCUCCCAUGGAUGUGAAGCAGUGGGUAGACACAGAGGACCAAAGUGUGGACAGCACUGUCCUUCCCCCAGGAACUUAUGUCAAAGUGUCUGGAAAUCUGCGCUCUUUUCAGAACCACAGGUCUGUUGUGGCAUUCAGCGUCAGGCCCCUGGAGGAUAUGAAUGAAAUCACCUCUCAUAUGUUAGAGGUUGUCCAAGCACACAUGGCACUCAGCAAGCCUCAAACUAUGUCGGGUGCCGGAGGAGGAAUGAGCAGUAGCGUCAUGCCCAUGUCACGACCCACCAUGGGAGGCAUGGAUGGGAAUGUAGGAGGCUAUGCAGGUGCCAACGACAUGGCCAACAAUGGGUUAAGUGCAAACCAGAAUCAGGUGUUGUGUUUGAUAAGAAGCUGUCCAGAACCGCAGGGUAUUAGCAUUCAAGAACUAAAGAAGAGACUCGGCAGCAUGAGCAUGGCUGUGAUCAAACAAGCUGUGGAGUUCCUUAGCAACGAAGGUCAUAUCUUUUCAACCAUCGAUGAAGAUCACUACAAAUCAACUGACAGUGAUGACUAGACUAAUUCAUCUUUUUACCGUCAGUGGGGUUUCGUAUUUGAAAUAAUUGGUACAGCAUUUAUUACCGAAAGAUAUCACAGAAGUAACAACCUCCCUGAGUCUAUAAUGCCACAGAGCUGUGCGAAAUGCUGCGAGUCUGUCGGCACUGUGGUCGAUGUUUGUUGAAGAACACGUGGUUUACAAAUGGUGAAACUCAAGAUUUACACAUCCUGUAUUCCUGAUGUUGCUUCAGCCAUUUCGCCUGAAAAAGUUCCUGUCACUGACAUUAUUGUUAGCAGUUACUGCUUUCUUUCUGUUUAUGUAUCUUUCUUCUUCUGUAAAACAUCUUUCUUUCUUUCUUAAAGAUUUGGAACAUAAGUAAUCCAACUUUUUUUUUCUCUAUGUAAUUUAGUUUUGCCAAAAUAAAUUGAUUAUUCAAAAUGUA